Molecule: messenger RNA, 5135 nt
Organism: Thamnophis elegans (Western terrestrial garter snake)
Lineage: Eukaryota; Metazoa; Chordata; Lepidosauria; Squamata; Natricidae
Gene: STRIP1
Product: striatin interacting protein 1
Exons: 21
Coding region: 123-2618 (831 amino acids)
Biological process (GO): cytoskeleton organization
Cellular component (GO): cytosol
Source: RefSeq, a predicted model, not a curated record
AACGCUCAAGAUGGCACCUUGACAAAGCCGCCCUUCAACCGCCACGCUCAAGAUGGUGACGUUUCCUCUGCGAUUCCCGCGCCACGCCUCUCAAUUUACGCGAGAGCUGCCAGCCCGUCGUGAUGGAGCCGGGCUGCGGUGGUGGUGGUGGCGGCGGUCCGGGCUUGCUCAUCGUCAAUAACAAACAACGGAGCGGAGGAGUUGGACUCAACACGACGACGCCCCCGCCGCCGCCAGGAGGGAAAGGCCGGGAGCCUAAUCGUAACCAGCGUAAAGACUCGGAGGGCUAUUCAGAAUCACCAGACUUUGAGUUUGAAUAUGCAGAUGCCGACAAGUGGACCGCUGAACUCUCAGAACUGUACAGUUAUACUGAAGGUCCUGAAUUCCAACUCAACAGAAAAUGCUUUGAGGAAGAUUUUAGGCUGCAUGUCUUGGAUAAAAAGUGGACUGAACUAGACACUAAGCAACAUCGUACUCAUGCCAUGCGACUUCUUGAUGGCCUUGAGGUCACAGCUCGGGAGAAAAGGCUCAGGGUAGCUCGAGCCAUCCUCUAUGUUGCACAAGGCACAUUUGAUGAGUGCAGUUCGGAAGCUGAAGUUCAGUUUUGGAUGAGAUACAACAUUUUUCUUCUGCUUGAAGUUGGAACAUUUAAUGCUUUGGUGGAGCUUUUGAACAUGGAAAUUGAUAACAGUGCUGCCUGUAGCAGUGCAGUGAGGAAGCCUGCUAUCUCCUUGGCUGACAGCACGGAUUUGAGGGUGCUUCUGAACAUUAUGUACCUUAUUCUGGAGACUGUCCGUCAGGACUCUGAAGGAGAUAAGCCUGAGUGGAAGACAAUGAGACAGACCUUCAGAGCUGAGCUAGGGGCGCCUCUAUAUAACAACGAGCCGUUUUCUGUGAUGCUCUUUGGCAUGGUCACUAAAUUCUGCAGUGGCCAUGCUCCACACUUUCCUAUGAAGAAAGUGUUGCUGCUGCUCUGGAAGACUGUCCUGUGCACCCUUGGAGGAUUUGAAGAGCUUCAGGAUAUGAAAGCAGAGAAACGAGAGAUGCUGGGUCUUCCCCCACUUCCUGAGGAUAGCAUAAAAGUGAUCCGCAACAUGAGAGCUGCAUCUCCUCCAGCAUCAGCUUCAGAUUUGAUUGAGCAACAGCAAAAACGGGGUCGGCGGGAACACAAGGCUCUUAUUAAACAGGACAAUCUAGAUGCAUUCAAUGAGCGAGAUCCUUACAAAGCUGAUGAUUCCCGAGAAGAUGAGGAGGAGAACGAUGAAGACAAUAGUCUUGAGGGGGAAACAUUUCCUCUUGAAAGGGAUGAAGUGAUGCCUCCUCCUGUGCAGCACACUCCAACUGACCGACUGACAUGUCCAAAAGGUUUGCCUUGGGCACCCAAAGUCAGAGAAAAAGAUAUCGAGAUGUUCCUGGAAUCUAGUCGAAGCAAAUUCAUUGGCUAUACCUUGGGGAGUGACACCAACACCGUAGUGGGAUUGCCAAGACCAAUUCAUGAGAGUAUCAAAACUCUAAAAUUGCACAAGUAUACAUCUAUUGCAGAAAUUCAAGUUCAAAUGGAAGAGGAGUAUCUACGUUCUCCCUUGUCAGGGGGGGAAGAGGAGGUUGAUCAAGUUCCAGCUGAAAUCUUAUACCAGGGUCUUCUUCCUAGCCUGCCUCAGUACAUGAUUGCCUUGCUGAAGAUUCUGCUCGCUGCAGCACCCACUUCCAAAGCCAAGACUGAUUCCAUCAAUAUCCUUGCCGAUGUUUUGCCCGAGGAGAUGCCAACAACUGUGUUGCAGAGUAUGAAGCUGGGCGUUGAUGUGAAUAGACAUAAAGAGAUUAUUGUAAAAGCUAUUUCUGCUGUUCUGCUGCUGCUGCUCAAGCAUUUUAAACUGAAUCAUGUAUACCAAUUUGAAUACAUGGCUCAACAUCUAGUGUUUGCUAACUGCAUUCCGCUUAUAUUGAAAUUCUUCAAUCAGAACAUUAUGUCAUAUAUCACAGCAAAGAAUAGCAUUUCUGUUUUGGAUUAUCCAUAUUGUGUGGUACAUGAGCUACCAGAGCUGACUGCAGAAAGUUUGGAAGCUGGAGACAAUAAUCAGUUUUGCUGGCGGAACCUAUUUUCUUGCAUUAAUCUUCUUAGGAUACUGAAUAAGUUAACAAAGUGGAAACACUCUAGGACCAUGAUGCUGGUAGUUUUCAAGUCUGCUCCCAUUCUAAAAAGAGCCCUGAAAGUAAAGCAAGCCAUGAUGCAACUCUAUGUAUUGAAACUUCUCAAAGUGCAGACAAAGUACCUUGGACGUCAGUGGAGGAAAAGCAACAUGAAAACUAUGUCUGCAAUCUACCAAAAAGUGCGACAUCGGCUCAAUGAUGACUGGGCUUAUGGCAACGAUCUGGAUGCACGUCCAUGGGACUUCCAAGCUGAAGAAUGUGCCCUACGUGCCAGUAUAGAACGCUUCAACUCUCGACGCUAUGACCGGGCACAUAACAAUCCUGAUUUUCUACCUGUUGACAACUGUUUGCAAAGUGUGUUGGGCCAGCGGGUGGAAUUGCCUGAAGAUUUCCAAAUGAAUUAUGACUUAUGGCUGGAAAGGGAAGUUUUUUCUAGACCGAUCUGCUGGGAGGAGUUGUUGCAAUGAUGGUUUAUAAAUGGAAAAAUCUUUCAAGACACGGAGCUAAUACAUGUGCCCAAAGAUAAUGUUCCUGGUCUACAGUCAACCAGGCAUAGAGGAGAUAAAAUUGUUUUGUGACUUAUAAACAGCAGUUUUUUCUUUUUCCUCCAGGUGGCAGCAUGUAACCGACAAUGGCUUUCCUACAACUUUGGGGCUGCUUUGGUUAUUGAUUGCUAAAUAAGUAUAGAGUAGCACAGCUUGAGCUCUGGGCCUGUUGUGGCAAAAUAUCAAAUGCUGAUACUCUUGUUCACUAAACAUGGACAACUAUUCUGUUCCAAAAUUAAAAUGGCAGCUUUUUUUUAGCGAUAUUCACUAUCCUUGUUCCAGAAUGACAAAGUGACAUCAUUUUCUUACUAGCUUCUAAGAGGAAAAAGUGAAUUCUUAGUCAUGCAGAUGGGAAGAGAAAAAGGAUAGAAAGCUAUCUAAUACAAAAGGAUACAGUCUGAUUAAGAGGAAUAUAAACUGGAAAUAAGAUAUGUAUAUAGUAGUGCCACAGAAUCCUCAGCUUCUGGGACAAGAUUGGGUGUCUAAGUGCUAAAAUGCAUAAGCGCAAUUCUGGGCUUAUCUCAGUCUUGAAAGAAGUUGUUUUCCCAAUUUGUGCCUCAGAUUGAAUCAAACUUUACAUUGAGUCACACUCAAUGUAAUUGAGAUUGAUAAAUAUUCAAUAUUAAUAUCAAAUUUGUGGCAUUUUAAGAGACAGAAAACAUACUGCUUUUAUGUUUUCUAAACAUCCUUUUUCCUGUUGUAAUUGUCUGAAAUCUAAAAGAUUUUCCAAUGAGUGUUCAGCACAGGUGCGUAUGCCUGUGUAGCUUUCUCAGUUUGGCUUAGCAUGAUAUAUUCAUUCUCAGUUUCCUCAAUCUAAUCUUGUAGAGCCAGACAGCUCUGUCCUCCAUGGAUGCUCCACUUCAGUCUAAUUCUAGCAAAGAGAAGUAGGUGUGUUAUUUCCAUUGUUGUUUUGUAUGGUGUCCCUGAAUGAGAUGGAAGAAAAGGCUCAAAGAAGGUGAUAAAAUGCAUUUGUUAAUUGGGUGAAUGACACCUGUUUCCUAGGAGAUAGUAUUCCCUUUUCUGAUAGACUAAAUCUCCAUAGCUUCAAUUGGAUUUAUGAGUGUUUCAUUAUAUUUGUGAACCAGGAGCAAGCAAAAUACUGCUCUCUGUGUGGCAUGUUGGUUUUCUAGAUGGUUUUAUAACCUGGUAAUUUUGGAUUGCAAUCCUAAAAUGAUUUACUUGGAAAUAAGGCCCAACAAAAUUAAUAUUCCAAACAAAUAUGUUUAGGACUGGAGUUGCAUUAAAAGGCUACUACAAAACCAGAAGUGCUUUCCAGUUAACCUGAUUUACUUAUACCCAAAUUUUCCUGUAUGGUUAACUGAGUUAUGAUUGAAAUUGUAGAGUAUCUCUCAUAGAACAAUAGGAACCAAAGUUUAUUUUAUUUAUUUAAGAGUAAGAAUUAAGUUUAGCAAAUCUUUAGGACACUGCAAACAAAAUCAUGUAGGAAGCUAAUGUAAGGAUUAUAACAAUAGUUAGAGAUUUCUAACUCUUCAAUUAAAAAAGUAUCCUUUUGCUUACCUCAGCAUUGUGAAUAGUAUAAUGAAGAUUUACAAUUAGAUGAACAAGGGAAAAAACAUUAAAACAGCAAAAUACCUCUUAUGAUCAGUGCUUGCUUAUAUUAGAUGCUUAUUAAUACUUCCUAGAUUUUUCUACACACUUUUCUACAUGAAAAGUAUGGGCUGGAGAAAGUGGGUAUAACUCUGUAAUAUAGGAAUAAAUUAUUGAAGGCAUUGUUAUUUCAAUGUUAUGCCUUUUUGCUGCUGCACUGAAAUCAAUAGGAAAUCCUUCCAUAGCCAUCAUAAUGAAGAGUGUUAGUGUAAUAAUUGCAUUGUCUUAUAUCUGCAUUUGCGACUCACAAGGUCACUCUAGUCUCUGGCAGUUCUCCAAUUGAGAUGGCAAUUAAAUGUGUUUGGUAGAGCCAGAGCUAAGAAAGCAAUAUCUCCUUCCUAUGUCAUAUUAAGAAGGGUUAACCUACCAUGUAGUCUAUUAGCAUGAAAUAGGGUAUUCUUCCCUGCUUAGUUGUAAAUAGCACUAGGUUGCUACCCCAUCUGAGGUGGGGUAAAAUUGAUUUUCCCAUGUUUCUUGCAGGUUAGUAAUCCAACUUCUACACAUUCUUGUUUCUCUGCCUCUGGGAUCAUAUUCCCCAUGUGUCUUCGUUUAUGCCUAAAAUCUUACAGUUUUUGCCAGAAAGAGAUAUGUGUCAAUUCUUGCUUUGCCUUGAUGGCCAUUGGUUUCAGGAAGCCAUGAAGUGAAAUGAAUAGCAUCUUGACAGUUCAUGCAGAAAGCAGAUUUCUCCUGCUUUCCCCCUAAUUACAUUUUUUACAGGUAGGUAGAGUUGAGGUAAUGGGAUCUUUAUUUUUCCAGUCUCGAAUGUAAAUAGAUGAAAGUUAAUGCAUAUUUUAACACAGUUUCAAUUGUGCUUAUUGGCAAACAUUUUGC